Sebastes umbrosus (honeycomb rockfish) is the source of this 3873-nucleotide messenger RNA. It is a transcript of the gene trabd, whose product is annotated as TraB domain containing. The transcript is spliced from 9 exons. NCBI's taxonomy places the organism in Eukaryota, Metazoa, Chordata, Actinopteri, Perciformes, Sebastidae. The record is from RefSeq and is a predicted model, not a curated record. Bases 626 to 1795 code for a protein of 389 amino acids.
UCUUGUACUUGGUAGUGGCAGCGUUUGUUGGGAGAGAGCUCUGUUUCAACGUGUAUGAUUUGACGGUAUUGUUAGCUAGCCUACAUUAGCUUGAGUUAGCUUGUUAUCAUCAUCCGGUUGCUAGCCACACCGCUGACAGCCUGUAGCAAGGCCUAUGGAAGGAGGCUGGGACACGCGUCAUAUCUAUGGGGGUAUAACGCAUGCGCAGUGUAACUCAAGCUGCGGUCGUGCGUUUUGAUUGGUUCAAGUUCGACGAGUGCAGGCCAGAUUCUACUGCGCAUGUGCAAUACCCCCGGAGAUAUGACGCGUUGAUGACGCGUGUAUCAGCCUCCUUCUAUAGGCCUUGCCCUGUACCUGGAAGUAACGUUAGCUAGUUAGUAGUCACUUCUUCUUUAGCUGUGAAAACCUCUUGUGUUGCUAACCUUUAGUCGUAAUGAUACAGUUACUCUAACGUUAAUGAACCUGUGACAAAGUCUCCGCUUUUGACAUUGUCGUUAAAGCAUCGCAAACGUUAACCUUAGUUGGUUCGCUGCGUUUAAACCCUGAAGGCAUCGUCAGCAGUGAGUAACGCUGCUGUCCUGUAGCUGGCUGUGUCAGUGAACGUCGCACUGCUCAGCGGUAACGCAUGUCUUCAUCCUGCUCUCUGUCACACGCAGCUCUCACUGCUUCAAACAUGGAUCAGGACAACAACUCAGAGGAUGAGUCAGUCGGUGCAUCGGAGGACCCUUCGGAAGAGGAACUGCCUUGUCUACCUCCAGACCUCUCGGACGGUGAAGCAAUGGAUAUGCUUUGGAAGUGGCGUACCCAGCGCCGCCAGUCGUCCCCUGAGCUCCCAGAGACAGUGACGCGUCUUACUGCCCCUGAUGGCAGCCUCCUCUACCUGGUGGGCACAGCCCACUUCAGUGACAGCAGCAAAAAGGACGUGUCCACGACGAUCCGCGCUGUGCAGCCAGACGUGGUGGUGGUGGAGCUGUGCCAGUACAGGGUGUCUAUGCUGAAGAUGGACGAGAAUACACUGCUGAGGGAAGCCAAAGACAUCAACCUGGAUAAGGUUCAGCAGGCCAUUAAACAGAACGGGUUGAUGUCUGGCCUCAUGCAGAUUCUCCUGCUCAAAGUUUCAGCACACAUCACAGAGCAGCUGGGCAUGGCUCCUGGAGGAGAGUUUAGGGAGGCCUUCAAAGAGGCUGGACUAGUGCCGUUCUGUAAAUUUCACCUUGGGGACAGGCCCAUCCCUGUGACGUUCAAGAGGGCCAUUGCAGCGCUCAGUCUGUGGCAGAAGGCCCGUCUGGCGUGGGGUCUUUGCUUUCUGUCAGACCCGAUCAGUAAAGAGGACGUAGAGAAGUGCAAACAGAAGGAUCUGCUGGAGCAGACCAUGUCAGAGAUGAUCGGCGAGUUUCCUGCUCUCCACCAGACCAUCGUGGCUGAAAGAGACAUUUACCUCACGCACACGCUCCGCCAGGCUACACGCUGCGUGGAGUCCCCCCAUAAUGCCCAGAAAGUGCCUGCUGUGGUGGUGGGAGUUGUAGGGAUGGGUCAUGUCCCCGGCAUAGAAAGAAACUGGGAGAAGCAGCUCAACAUAAGUGAAAUCAUGAGUGUUGCACCUCCCUCACGUUUCGGCUGGGUCGUGCGCACGGUCAUAAAGGGCGUCAUGAUGGGAGUGCUGGGAUACGCCUGCUACCGUGCUGGAGGGACAUUAGGUAGAGCCUUGCUGUCUUUACCUACAGUCCAAACUUUACUGGAGACCCUGCAGCCACCCCCUGCUCUGAGCCCACCCCCUGCUCUGAGCCAACAGUGACCAACAUGACCUUUGACCUAAUAAAACUGCAUUUUUUUUCACCAAUGGCCUUAAAACCAGGAGGUGAGACUGGAGGAACGGUUUCACCAGCCCUCACUAUGAACUAACAAGGAUCUCAGGGGGUGAAGAGCCUCCCACCUUGUAUCGAUGUCCCUGUAGAUGCAGCAGGGCCGUACUGCCAAAGAAACCAUGACAGUACUCAUCGUUUUCUUUCAUAUUCUGUGCAAAUUUUUGCAUUUUGUAAGGUUUACAAAUGCCAAUAAUUCCUUUUUGAAUAGAUUUACAUUUCCCCCACCAUUCCGUUAAAUGACAGUAUUUUUAUUUGACCAGUAUCCUUGGAGUCAUCUUCAGUCACGUGCCCUGGUACGACUGAGACAUUUUCAGAGAGGCACACUUUUCUAACGCUGUCUCCUUAUUCCCUCCUCCUCUCCGGUGCCUGCCAGCAUUGUUGGUUAUUGGCCCAUUUCAAGCCCAGCACUUUAUAGUCUUGUACUGUACAUGCAACCUAUGGAAGGGAAAAGAAAGUACAAUAGUCACGAUACACAAAAAUAUAAUCUACGAAGUGACCCCCGUGGUGUGAGGUAAAUGUCUGAAUUGGAAGGCUGACCAUCAUUUUCUUAAUUCUUGAAAACUACUAUUUGAAAUGCAUAAUCUUCAAAACUCAAAUAAGACAAAAUGAUUUCCCAUGUGCACGAUCCUGCCCACAUCAACAGACAAGUGCCUCAUAUUGCAGCAGUAAGGGCUAAUGGUGAAGUAACUGGAAUGGCAAAAAUGUGUUAUAUGCAUCUUACACAUACUACAACCAAAUGGUCAAUGCAAUUUUGUAGUAUUCUGUCUUUAUAUAAUUACAUGAUAGGCCUAUUUUAUAAACACGGUUGCCCUAAAUAUAGAUCAUCUGGUUUGUGUUGUCUUGUUACCGUAGCCCCUUCAUUUUAUGGUCACUCAUACAUUCACCAGAGACCUGACGCAGGACAGGCUUAAAUGUGCCUCAGGAUGCAUUUAUCUUGUAAUUUGUAUAUUUGAUUGUACCUCCAAUAUGAGGCGCACUAACAUAUUGGCUUUAAAUGGCUCCAUCUGUGAGUUAAGGGUUCAUACUUGACACAAAAAUAUGCAUUCUUGUAUAGAAAAACAUCCACAUCUAGAGAACAUUCAGCACACCAGCUGUUUGUACUUUUAUGAUAUAUGCAUUAUCACUUGCCAGUCUGAUUGCAGAAUGAACUGAAAUUGGUUUGUUUCCCUCGAAUUAAGUAUUGAACUUGACUGUAAUGAUUUCUCAGUGGCAUUCCCAUCGAUGGAAAUGUAUUAUGGACUUGUUUUGACUGCUAUGAAGGAAACUGAUGGUUUAGAUUGGUCAGAGUUGGGAGGUAAAGCCUUACAUUGCUAUCACUGCUGCCUUUGAGCCUCAGAUUGCCUCCUCUGCUGAGGCUUUAUAUUACCAACACUGACCUGUAUCCAUAGUACACAGCUUUUUAUUGCACAUGUAAAAACAAUGGUUAGAUGACAUCCCUGGAGCUUUGUUAUGGGGGAGAUGUCCCAAUAAAUCCAACAGUCUGAACAUCUAGUCUAACAUCAAGUUCCAAGUAUUACCAAUCUUAAUUUUAAGUGAUUAUAUGUACAGUACUGGGAUCAUUUAGAUGUAUUUAUAAGAGAUAUGAAAGGAGUUCAUUUGCUGUCUGGUCCAAUGGACUAAUCUGGUACUUGAGUAAAUGAAGCAGUGCCACAAACAUAAAUAAGUCAUACACACAUUAAACUAACUCAGAUAACCUGUCUUCCAAUCGAUGAAACUGUUAUCUUGCUUAAGUAAGAGAUGACGAUAUUGGGAACAGAUGUAGUAAUGCUUCUCAGUACCUCAGUAGUAUAGUACAGUCAACCGUAAACAUGUCUGUCUCCCUCCCACAUCAUUUCCAAAAGGUUUAAUCUAUUGUAUGUUUGAGAAUUUGCCAAGAGAAAUCUGUAUGAAUGCCUGUAAGAUCUGUUUCCCCUGUGGUGCCCUCGUGUGGUAUUGUCAUUGUUAACAAACCAAACAUGAAAUCCUAACUUCUGUAAUGAAUUAUUAAAAGAUUUUAAGGAAAGAUAAA